CCAGUUAGGCGGAAAUUGGUCCGCUCGCUAAAUGUGUCCGGUUCCGUGUCGAAGCGGACGAGAUUCAAAAAGGAGUUGCAUGCGCUAGCAUAUGCAACUUAAACAUCUUCAAAACAGAAACGUUUAUGUCUAUUUUAACUUUAAAAUUCUAGAUUUUCACGCGAAUGAUUAUCAAGAGUACCAAACUAAAGCAGCAUGUCAGACUCUCUUAUCAGUCGUAUAAAGGAGUUGGAGGCAGAGGUGGAGAAGCUGAAGUCUCAGCUGAAGGAGAGCAGAGAGGCUGGAGGUGAUGCUGAAAUGACGUCCAGCUCAGAGGGGAACAGCAGCAAGAAGGAGAGGAAGAAAUCUGGGAAAGAGCGACCCUUUGACUUUGCUGCUCAUCCCCGGCGCCAUGUGGCUCUGCGGCUGGCCUACCUGGGCUGGGCUUAUCAGGGCUUCGCGGUCCAGGAGAACACUGACAACACCGUGGAGGCCAGACUCUUUGAAGCUUUGCUGAAGACCCGGCUGAUCCAGGACCGCCAGAGUUCUAACUACCACCGCUGUGGACGCACCGAUAAAGGAGUCAGCGCCUUUUCCCAAGUCAUAACUAUCGAUCUGCGUUCCACACAGUUCUGUGGUGGACUUGGGGUCACCGUCCCUGAAAAGGUGGAUUCUUCUGUCAAAUCCAAAGCCUCUUCCUCCGAGCUUCCCUACGUGAAAAUGCUGAACAGAGUUCUGCCACAAGACAUCCGGAUCUUGGACUGGGCUCCUGUAGCGGAAGGUUUCAGCGCUCGCUUCGACUGCCAGUCCCGCACCUAUCGCUACUACUUCCCCCGCGGCUCUUUGGAUGUGGCUUUGAUGGAAGAUGCUGCAAAGAGAUAUGAGGGGACUCAUGACUUCCGCAACUUGUGUAAAAUGGAUGUGGGCAACGGAGUCCUGCAGUUUGAGAGGACCAUCCUGUCAGCGACGGUGAGACCUGUGUGGUCUGAACAGACGUCCGGCACAGAUCAGUAUAGUCUGUUUGUGUUUGAGGUCAAAGGACUGGCUUUCCUUUAUCAUCAGGUGCGUUGCAUGAUGGCUGUGCUUCUUUUGAUCGGUCAGAAGCUUGAAGAACCUCAGAUUAUAAAUCAACUCCUUGAUGUUGAAAAUAAUCCCAGAAAGCCCCAAUACAGCAUGGCGGUGGACUAUCCUCUGGUGUUGCAUGACUGUCACUUUGAGGGGCUGGAAUGGCAGCAGGACGUCGAAGAGCUGAACCAUGUCCUGUCCUCUCUGCAGCAGCACUGGAUACAAAGUGCAGUCAAAGCUCAUGUUCUGAGAGGGAUGAUGCAAGACCUGGAAGACAAAGGUGGAUUGUCCUCCGACCAUUGCUGGCUGGUUGAAGGCAGCAGACAGAAGAACUACCGACGACUGCUAGAGCGUCCGUGCUGCGAGAGCCUGGAGUCCAGGAUUAACUACUUUGUUAAAAGAGGACGACUGGAGCGAGAGGAGGGGGAGAACGGAGAGGAAACGUUAAAAAGGGGAAAAAGACCCAAACAUUGUCACAGUUCCUCGACUCAGGCAGAGGCGGACAAACAAGCUGAGGAUCAGAAAGCAGGAGAUUAAUGCUUUUCUUUUUUUUUUUUUUUUUAAGUUUUGGAGUGAAAAAACUUGAUUUUUUUUUUUUUAACAAAAAUAAUUGAACAAACUUUUUGUGUUUAUGUUAAAGCUUGAAGAAGGCUGUUUUGCUUCUCAAUAAAACAUAAGUUGGCUAAAUU
This is a messenger RNA of Oryzias melastigma (Indian medaka), 1733 nucleotides long. RefSeq names its product pseudouridylate synthase 3 (gene pus3). Gene Ontology annotation, cellular component: nucleus; cytoplasm. The transcript is spliced from 7 exons. The coding region runs from base 196 to 1581 and encodes 461 amino acids. Gene Ontology annotation, biological process: tRNA pseudouridine synthesis; mRNA pseudouridine synthesis. Gene Ontology annotation, molecular function: pseudouridine synthase activity; RNA binding. The record is from RefSeq and is a predicted model, not a curated record. Lineage: Eukaryota; Metazoa; Chordata; Actinopteri; Beloniformes; Adrianichthyidae.